CAAAAGUCCUUCCCCCUCUGAACCCCCAUCCCUACUGCAGCUGGAGGAGUUUUUCCAGUCUCUGUGCUCCCCCGGGGGGAUGGAGGCUGAGAGACCCCAGGAAGAAGAGGAUGGCGAGCAGCAUCAGGGCCCCCAUCAGGAUGAGCAUGGCUGGCCCACUGUGAACACCAGCAAUCGGCCUUGGCGAUCUGCUCCUCCGUCCCCUCCUCCUCCAGGGUCCCGCCACACAGCCCUGGGGCCCCGCUCGGCCUCCCUGCUCUCCCUGCAGACUGAGCUCCUUCUGGACCUGGUGGCUGAGGCCCAGUCCCGCCGCCUAGAAGAGCAGAGGGCCACCUUCCAUCCCCCCCAGAACCGUCCAAGCCUAGGCCAAGCCCCGCCCCGGCCUCUUGAGGACAGAGAACAGCUCUACAGCACCAUCCUCAGUCACCAGAGCCAGCGGAUGGAAGCCCAGCGGUCAGAGCCUCCCUUACCCCCAGGGGGACAGGAGCUCCUGGAGUUGCUGCUGAGAGUUCAGGGUGGGGGUCGAAUGGAGGAGCAAAGGUCCCAGCCCCCCCCACACACCUGCUGAGACUUGAGCCCCACCAGCCCCUCUGCACUCCUGCGGCUCAAAAGCUGGGCAGCCCACUGCAUGCCCUCAACCCUGCCAGGCAGGGGCACCAGAGACUGGAAGACCCAGCAGAAAUCUCAGUAUUCAUCGCCCUCAUCCACCUUUCCUGGGAACUGGAGCGGGUGAAAUCCUCAAACCCUGGGAAUAGUCAAGGUAGGAUGGACAUUGAACUCCCUCCAUGACCAAGUAUGUAGGAGCUUGAGGCCAUGAGAGGAUCCCAGCCACAGUGGGACACCUCACCCUCUCCUCUGAUCUCAGGGAGUGGCUGGGAGUCUUGGUCCUGAACUGUGGGGACACCCCCCGUAGUCAAGCCACCAGGCAGGAUCUGAGGUGCUCAUUUCCCAGAGGAAAGGCAAAUCUCCCAAGGUUUUCACCUGAGAGACAGUUCCACCCUCCUUCUCAGUAAGAAGAAAGGAAGAGAGGGCACAGCAAAGACAUAAAGACUGUUCUCCCACCUCCAUCACCAGCACACCCAGCCCCUGGACUGAGGGGCCUACAGGCUGUGAAUGGACAUUUAGCCCUGCCCACCCUCCCUUCCCACUGCUGUUCUAAGCUGUCUGAUGUUUGGUUAUAUGAAUAAAUGUA
This is a messenger RNA of Globicephala melas (long-finned pilot whale), 1192 nucleotides long. RefSeq names its product G protein signaling modulator 3 (gene GPSM3). Gene Ontology annotation, molecular function: protein binding; GTPase regulator activity. Gene Ontology annotation, biological process: positive regulation of inflammatory response. The record is from RefSeq and is a predicted model, not a curated record. Lineage: Eukaryota; Metazoa; Chordata; Mammalia; Artiodactyla; Delphinidae.